CGCGCGCGCGCGCGCACGCGAUACCCGGAACCGCUCCUCACUGAUAACGAAUACACUGCUGGAGGAAAGCCCCGAAUAUCACCGUAGAUACAUGUUUGGAGUUGAGAGAUCUCUCGGAGAUCGGAGACUCUGCGUGCCGAGUGGCACGCGGCACGCAAAUCAAAAGUGGAUUGGGUCACACGACAGGACGCGUCGCAUUCUUCUCGGCAGCGAGUAGCGAGCAGCGCGACGCGAUCGCGAUACGCACCGAUAACCGAUAUGCACGCAACACGCACAGAAAUGCGUAUCACUGUUUCUCGCCGAAAUACCGUACUAGAACUUAAAGCUAGACAACGGGAGAAAUUACUAGUGUGUCGAUCUACCAGAAAGACAAUCUCGCGCGAUGCAACGACGCUCAACUUGUCGUCGGAGCCAAAUACAGGGGAGGGGGAAAUCCGCGAUGUACGUACGUACGUACGUACAUACGAUAUACGAUACUUUGCAAUUUGUAGGUUACGUCGUGUCGCAUCCGCGAGGUCACCAACUAAAUCGGAUUAAUUUUACGCAAUACCGAUGACCGAGCGAGACGUAAUUGUUGAACGGCGACACGUCCGCCGUCCGCCUCCGUAUGUUCCCCUCGAUUAUCCGACAGAACUGCCGUUGCCGUCGUCGUCGACGUGCACGACGAGGAUGAAGAACGCGUACGCGUGGUGGAGACUCGCGAGAAUCGCAAAGUACAGGCUUUUACCUCCUUCUCCUCCUACUCCUACUAUUCCGUGGAUAUCGUCGUUUCACCGAUUCCGACAACGAAGCAACGGGGACGGGUCUACGGCGCUACGGACAAGCUCGUCCGCUAUCGCAGCCGCUGACGACGCCGCCCUCGUCGAUCUUACAGGUCAGGGUGCUUCGCGUGUUAUUCGCGCCUCGACUAUCCGACAGCUAAUCAUGGAGCUUGAAAAUUGUAAUGCACAUGGAGAUCAGGAGAACACUCGGCCUGAUACACCGCAACACGAUAAUGAUCCGAGUGGUAACAAAAAGUGGUACCGGCAAGCCAGCCAAAGGAUCUUCGUCAAUCGGAGUCUUCAUUUGGAGAAUAUCAAGUUUUAUGGCUUUGAUAUGGAUUACACAUUGGCAGAGUACAAGUCACCGCAGUACGAGCAAUUGGGUUUUAAUCUGCUCAAGGAUCGUCUAGUGUCCUUGGGGUAUCCGCAUGAAAUCAAGGCCUUCGAAUACGAUCCCAGUUUUCCCGUUCGUGGAUUAUGGUUUGAUACCUUGUACGGAAAUCUUUUGAAAGUGGAUGCUUAUGGCAAUAUCUUAGUUUGUGUUCAUGGUUUCGAGUUCUUAAAACACUCUCAGGUCUAUGAACUUUAUCCAAACAAAUUCCUACAAUUAGAUGAGUCCAGAGUUUAUGUGCUCAAUACCUUGUUCAAUCUACCGGAAACCUAUUUGCUAGCCUGUCUGAUAGAUUUUUUCACAAACUCGCCGCAAUUUAGCCGAGAAAAAACUGGAGUGAAAGAAGGUGAGCUCACUAUGAGCUUCAAAAGUAUAUUUCAGGAUGUCAGAAGCGCGGUAGAUUGGAUACACCUUCACGGUAAUCUGAAAACAAAGACAAUUGAGAAUUUGGACGAAUACGUAAAGAAGGACGAAAGAUUGCCCAUGUUCCUUACGAGAAUCCGAGAGAGCGGAGCAAAAGUAUUUUUAUUAACUAACAGUGAUUAUAUUUUCACGGACAAAAUUAUGACUUAUUUGUUCGAUUUUCCACACGGUGCAAGGCCUGAUGAACCGCAUAGAAAUUGGAAAACAUAUUUUGAUACAAUUGUGGUGGAUGCCAGAAAGCCAUUGUUCUUCGGAGAAGGGACAAUUUUGCGACAAGUGAACACGAGCACGGGCGCUUUAAAACUUGGUACACAUAAAGGACCACUUCACACAGGGGAAGUGUAUUCAGGAGGUUCGUGCGACGUGUUUACAGAAUUUAUUGGUGCAAAAGGAAAGGAUGUGUUAUAUGUCGGUGAUCAUAUAUUUGGCGAUAUUUUAAAAAGUAAAAAAAUAAGAGGCUGGAGGACAUUUUUAAUAGUCCCUGAAUUGGUUCAAGAAUUGCAUGUUUGGACUGAUAAGUGUCAAUUGUUCGCUGAAUUACAAAGUCUAGACGUUAUGCUCGGAGAAAUGUACAAAAAUUUAGACAGUAGUACAAAGGAAAAGCCAGAUAUCUCUAAACUACGCGCGUCUAUAAGAGAUGUCACACACAAAAUGGACUUGGCUUAUGGCAUGAUGGGUUCCUUGUUUCGCAGUGGAAGUAGACAAACGUUUUUCAGCAGUCAAGUCGUAAGGUACGCCGAUCUAUACGCGGCGACUUUCUUGAAUCUGAUUUACUAUCCCUUUUCGUAUAUGUUCAGAGCACCUGCUAUGCUGAUGCCACAUGAAAGUACAGUCGCACACGAACAGAGAUUUGUCAUGGAAACGCCAAUGAUUAGCCGUUCUAGAACGUUUAAAUUGGCAGAUGAGGAAGAAGAACAUAAUCGACCUUCUUCUAAAAAUUUGUAUGUGGAUCAUUUUAAUAGUCAAAUUCCACAUGCAAGACCAGAAACGCCGCGUAAUGUCACACAUACGCACGAUGAGGAUUGCAGUGAUGAAGAUAGCGAUUCACAGAAACAAGCUAAUCAUAUGAAAAGGUGUACAAGAGACGCAAAUUGCAACUGAAGGAAUAUUUUAUUUUUUAAUCAGAUGCUACUUUUAUCAUCUCACGUAACUGAAAUCAACUAAAAAAUAAAUUGCGAAUAAAACAUAAUAUAUAGCUUAUUAAGUAAGAUAUAUCUUAUGUUUCAAAGAAUUAUAUAGUACAAUAUAUGAUGAUUCACACUCUGUGUUAACAUUUAGUUUUAAAAAUAUGUAUAUACGAAAAUUUAUAUUUUUCAAAGAACAAGUUAAUGCAAAAAUGAGAUUUCAUUUCAUAUAUGUAGAUUAUGUGAAAAAAAAAAUUUCUUAAUACAUAUAAUACCUUUGUAGAGCUGUGGAAUACAGUCAUGUUGACAAUUAGCGCACAAUGCUCAUAUUAUGAAACAUUCAGAUAUUGAACUACACUAUAAAUAUUAGACUUUGUUAGCAUUGUAUAUGCUGUAUAAUAACUUUACAUUUUAUUAUUAAGGCUAAGAAGUAUUAUAUUAAAACAAGUGUUGAUAUAGUAAGAAACAUUGAUGAUAUUAAACUUAUUCUAAAAUUGAGUAUACUAGCCCGCUCUUUUUAUAUGUAAUAGAAGCUUAUCUUGAAACUACACACGUGAAAAAGAUAAAAUAAACGCGAGAUGCAGCAAACCCCAAAUAAACUGUGCAAUUUAGACUAGUGUGUACAGAACGAAAAUAUACGAUCAUAUUCUUUAAAUU
Formica exsecta is the source of this 3356-nucleotide messenger RNA. It is a transcript of the gene Nt5b, whose product is annotated as cytosolic purine 5'-nucleotidase. Gene Ontology annotation, molecular function: 5'-nucleotidase activity. The record is from RefSeq and is a predicted model, not a curated record. Lineage: Eukaryota; Metazoa; Arthropoda; Insecta; Hymenoptera; Formicidae. The coding region runs from base 553 to 2676 and encodes 707 amino acids. The transcript has 10 exons.